UGGAGGCCAGCACCGUAGAUACGUAACAUCCCCUCAAACCGUGUGAAAUUCGGGUAAAGAUCUGGAGAGUUGUGAUGUUUUGGUUGGGCAUACACCUUCCUCUGUGGAGCUGAAUGUACCGGGGCGCGUGACAGAUGGCAGCCGCGCUGAUAGGUCAGUCCAGCAGGCAGCGUCAAGUUGAGGCGGCUCCGGUCAGGACCGGGUUUCUGUCGCGAGCGGCCACUGACCCGCGAUGGCACGUGACCGUUUGAAGCCGUAGUUAACACGUGGACAGGCCGCCAUGGCUGCAGCCUGACCUGAGUCGACCCGAUGGCCAGCAGGAGACCCCCAGAGGCCGACGAUGGGGAGCGCCGCCUCCUCAGACCCCCGUCCCGGGCGUCCGGUGGGAGCUGCCCGGAGCCCGGCGCCGCCACGCCGGGCUUGGUGUACGUGCUGGCCGUCAGCUCCGCCCUGGGGGGCUUCCUCUUCGGCUACGACACCGGGGUGGUCUCGGGGGCCAUGCUGCUCCUGAAGAAGGAGAUGAGCCUGAGCGCUCUGUGGCAGGAGCUGCUGAUCUCCAGCACCGUGGCGGCCGCGGCUCUGUCGGCGCUGGCCGGCGGCUCCGUGAACGGCCGGCUGGGCCGCAGGCUGAGCAUCCUGCUGGCCAGCUUCGUCUUCGCCGCGGGCGGACUCAUCCUGAGUCUGGCCCCUGGCCGCGGGCUGCUGCUGGUCGGGAGGAUCGUCGUCGGUCUGGGCAUCGGCAUUGCGUCGAUGACUGUUCCCGUGUACAUCGCAGAGGUUUCCCCGUCUCACCUGAGAGGCCAGCUGGUCACCAUCAACUCCCUGUUCAUCACCGGGGGGCAGUUCGUCGCCAGCGUGGUGGAUGGGGCUUUCAGCUACCUGAAGCAUGAUGGAUGGAGGUACAUGCUGGGUCUGUCCAUCAUCCCUGCUGCUCUGCAGUUCUUCAGCUUCAUCUUCCUGCCAGAGAGCCCCCGUUGGCUGCUCCAGAAGGGGCGGAGCCAGGAGGCCCGUCGGGUCCUGAGCAGGAUCAGAGGAGGCCGGGACGUCACCGACGAGUUCGACAGCAUCCGGGCCGGCAUUGAGGACGAGCAGAAGGAGGCGGGCGCAGGGGGCCUGGUAAUUCUGAGAAUCCUCCGCCACGGCCCUACUCGCAGGGCUCUGACCGUUGGCUGUGGCCUGCAGAUGUUUCAGCAGCUGUCUGGGAUCAACACCGUCAUGUACUACAGCGCCACCAUCCUGCAGAUGGCCGGGGUUCGGAGCGACAGGCAGGCCAUCUGGCUGUCUGCGCUCACGUCUGCCUCCAACUUCAUGUUCACCCUGGUGGGGGUGUGGCUGGUGGAGCGGGUGGGCCGCAGGAAGCUGACCCUGGCCAGUCUGACAGGCACCGGUUUGAGUCUGUCGGUUUUGGCCAUCGGCUUCUUGCUGUCGGCUCUGAACUCUCCGCCCGUCAGCCUCCACCCAGGAAACUCCACGUGCAGCCUGUUUGAGUCCUGUGAGUCCUGCAUCCUGAGUCCGGACUGUGGAUUCUGUUACCGAGAGAAUGCAUCGGGGGUGUUGGACUCGUCCUGUCUUCCUGUGGAUGAAGCAUCAGCUGACCGUCCGGCGGGAGGCAGCUGCUCCAAUCAGAGCCGGGCCGCUGGCGCCUCCUUCUGGGCUUCCAACUAUUGUCCCACCCCGUACUCCUGGGUGGUCCUCCUGGGCCUGGUCCUGUACCUGGCCUUCUUCGCUCCAGGGAUGGGCACCAUGCCCUGGACGGUCAACUCGGAGAUCUACCCUCUGUGGGCGCGCAGCACCGGGAACGCCUGCUCAGCCGGCGUCAACUGGAUCUGCAACGUCCUGGUGUCCCUGACCUUCCUGCACCUGGCUCGGGUCCUCACGUACUACGGGGUCUUCUUCCUGUACGCGGGGCUGGUGGGAGUGGCGCUGCUCUUCGUCCUCGCCUGCCUCCCCGAGACCCGCGGCGUCCAGCUGGAGGACGUGGAGGACCUGUUCUCCGGUCGGCUCUGCUCCUGUUCACACUCAUCUCCAGGAGUUCAGUAUCGCCAGGUCAACCUGACCUCUGACCCCCGGGACUCAGACACAGAGUAGUGUGUGUGCGUGCGUGCGUGCGUGUGUGGAUCUGGAAGGUGGAAAAGGUUUAGUCAUGUCACACAUGAUGAACAGGAACUGAAGGAAAAGACUUCCUGCUUCUGCUUCAUCUUUCAAGUCCUUCUCUCCAAAGCGCUCACUUCAGUCCUCACUUUCUCACUUUUGGCUUCAGGUGAUGAUACGUUUAUUACUUCAGUACGAAUAAAGUCUGUUUUUAAAAUAC
Molecule: messenger RNA, 2311 nt
Organism: Salarias fasciatus (jewelled blenny)
Lineage: Eukaryota; Metazoa; Chordata; Actinopteri; Blenniiformes; Blenniidae
Product: proton myo-inositol cotransporter-like
Exons: 11
Coding region: 310-2088 (592 amino acids)
Biological process (GO): transmembrane transport; myo-inositol transport
Cellular component (GO): apical plasma membrane
Molecular function (GO): myo-inositol:proton symporter activity
Source: RefSeq, a predicted model, not a curated record